Aspergillus caelatus is the source of this 1429-nucleotide messenger RNA. Its product is annotated as aldo/keto reductase family protein. The record is from RefSeq and is a predicted model, not a curated record. Gene Ontology annotation, cellular component: cytoplasm. Bases 357 to 1319 code for a protein of 320 amino acids. The transcript is spliced from 3 exons. NCBI's taxonomy places the organism in Eukaryota, Fungi, Ascomycota, Eurotiomycetes, Eurotiales, Aspergillaceae.
CCUAUUCCCUCUUAUGGUCACAUCAUGACCCCACGGAUAGGCCGAAUGACCAAAAUUCCAAGAAUUAUCGAUCUUCGAAAGCAGCCAGAUGGGGCGAUAUCCCAAUUGGGUUGUGGUGAUGGGGAGGCCCGCUGCAAGGUCGAAAGCUUGAUAUGAGCUGAAGUAUACCGCCAAUUCGAUCUUAUAAACCGCCGCUUUUUCGCCUCUCUGGGUGGAGAUUCUUCGCUCCCACUUCCAUUCAAACUACUUCAUUUUAACUUAACAGGCUUUGCACUUCGAGUCGCACUUCAAUUGUUCUGUUUUUCUCUGCACGUUUUUUCACCAACUUAAAAGCAAUUUAUUCAUCUUGUGAUACCAUGCCUUCUCUUGUUGGUCGGGAUGUUGGCCAUACUGGCUAUGGGUUGAUGAGAAUGACUUGGGUCCCUCAACCACCCCCGCAAGAACAAUGCUUCGAGGCUCUGAACACCGCCCUCACCCAGGGCUCCAAUUUCUGGAACGCCGGUGAACUCUACGGCACCCCCGAAUUCAACUCUCUGCAUUUGCUCCAUAGUUACUUCGCUCAGCACCCGGAGAAUGCAGACAAGGUUGUUCUCAGCAUUAAGGGUGGGUUGAAGCCGGGCCAACUGGCGCCUGAUGGUUCCGAGGCCAAUAUUCGGCGCAGUGUGGAUGAGUGUCUUCGUGUGUUGGAUGGGAAGAAAAAGAUUGAUAUCUUUGAGUGUGCGAGGCAGGAUCCGAAUACUACUGUUGAGCAGACGGUUACUAUUCUUGCGCAGUUGGUCAAGGAGGGGAAAAUUGGGGGCAUUGGGUUGAGUGAGGUUGAUGCGGAGACUAUUCGGAGAGCACACAAGGUGCACCCAAUUGCAGCCGUAGAGGUUGAGAUGUCUCUGUUCGACCUCACCAUCCUCCAGAACGAUGUCGCGAAAGUGUGCGCGGAACUCAACAUCCCCAUUGUGGCAUACUCGCCAUUGGGACGAGGUGUCUUGGCUGGCGCCUUCACCACAGCCGCCGACAUCCCCGACGGCGAUUUCCGUAAGAUGUUGCCUAAGUUCCAAGAUGAGGCAAUGAAGCAGAACAUCAAGCUGGUCAAUGAGGUCAAUGACCUGGCCUCUCGGAAGGGCGUUGCUCCGGUUCAGAUCGCACUCGCCUGGGUGCUUACUCUUAGCGGCAAGCCUGGCAUGCCUACGAUUAUCCCUAUUCCUGGUGGUACCACGAGCGCCAAGGUAACACAGAACUUGCAAGCGCCUCGUCUGACUGAUGCAGAGAUGGCUGAGAUCGAUGCAAUUCUGAAGCGGAAUGAGAUUGUUGGGAGUCGGUACUGAGGGGUUACGGUACAGUAAUGGAUAUUUCGAUUUUCAAUGAUGUCUUGGUGCAUUUGUCAUUAUAUAAACUAAAUAAUAGACAAAAUUAAAUUUCAAUAUAUUGUUGCACA